Messenger RNA from Rotaria socialis, 345 nucleotides. NCBI's taxonomy places the organism in Eukaryota, Metazoa, Rotifera, Eurotatoria, Philodinida, Philodinidae. The record is from the annotation of a GenBank genome assembly.
AUGCGUGAACAAAUUUUACUUUGCUACAUGUUGGGUAUCAAACAAAUGGUUGUUGCUGUAAAUAAGAUGGACGCUGACGAUGUGUUAUAUGAUGAAAAUCGUUUCAAUCAAAUAAAAAGUGAAGUGUCCCAUUAUUUAAAAAAAGUCGGCUAUCAAUUAGAUCAUGUGGCUUUUGUGCCAAUCUCCGCUUGGGAAAGUGAUAACUUGGUAACAAUAUCGAAUAAUAUGCCUUGGUUCAAAGACGCCUUACCCGAUAAUAUUGUGUGUUUCAAUGUUGGUAAAAUUCGUGCGAAAGAAUUGCGUCGUGGUUUCAUCUGCUCAGACACAAAAAAACGAUCCGGCUAA